This is a messenger RNA of Temnothorax curvispinosus, 399 nucleotides long. RefSeq lists its product as uncharacterized. The transcript has 3 exons. The coding region runs from base 13 to 342 and encodes 109 amino acids. NCBI's taxonomy places the organism in Eukaryota, Metazoa, Arthropoda, Insecta, Hymenoptera, Formicidae. The record is from RefSeq and is a predicted model, not a curated record.
CUUAAAAAUACUAUGUCAAACAUCGAAAAUGAAGUAAAUGAGAGAGACUGUUGUACUGCUAGCAAUUCAACGAACAUAAGCAAUGAUUCAUUUAUUCAAAAAGAUAAUACAAGAAAAAGACAACGAAGUGGUGAUGAUGAUACAUCAGGUGCUAUUAAUAGAAUUGCUGAAGCAAUUUGUCAGCCAAGCACAUUAACAUUGCCUCCUCCUCCAGAACAGGAUGAUGUAGAUUCAUUUCUACUAGCGAUAGGACAUCAUUUAAGACAACUGCCAACGCUGACAAGAAUAAAAGUCAUACAACAAUUCUUAGAAAUAGUUUAUAAUGAAUUAGCAAAACUUUAAACUGUGACUUAUUUUAAAAAUUAAUGUAAUACUAUUAUAUUAUAUAUACUAAUAUAC